UUCCACCGCCAGCGGCUCACUGCCGGAGCCCCUCCCCUUCAUUGUAACGGAGCCCAGGUGACGGCAGCCAUGCCCCUGAAUGCCUGUUACCAGGAGGUGGUGACCUUCGAGGACGUGGCUGUCUACUUCACCCGGACAGAAUGGGCUGGCCUUUCUCCUGCACAGAGAGCCCUGUACAGGGAGGUGAUGCUGACAAAUUAUGGGAACUUGACUUCCCUGGGAUACCCAGUUUGCAGACUUGCCCUGAUCUCACUUCUGGAAGGAGGGGAUUUGCCUUGGGGCCUGGAGCCACAGGACGAUCUACCUGCAGAAAAUACCAGUGAUGUCUCUAAAGAUGCUGAGACCAACAUUGACAGUGAGUCCACAUCAACUCAGGGAAUUUCUGAAGAAAGAGAUGUGAUGAUACCACAUGGGCUGCCACAGAAUGUUUCUCAGGAAAGUGACUUCCCAGAAACAUGUGAACUGGAGAAACACCAGGAAAUCCCCACAGUGAAAAUUAAAAGAAAGGAUGAGACAAUCCUCUGUGCAAGGAAACCCUUCAGAUGUGAGGAGUGUGGGAGAUGCUUCAGCUUUUUUUCUUACUAUGUUAGACACCAGAGAAUCCACACCAGGGAGCAACCCUACCCAUGUGAGGAGUGUGGGAAAUCUUUUAAUGGCAAUUCUUCAUUAAUUUGGCACCAGAGAAUCCACACUGGAGAGAAACCCUACCAGUGUGAGGAAUGUGGGUGAGCCUUUAAUAAUAGUGCAAAUCUGAUCAGGCAUCAGAGAAUCCACAGUGGGGACAGGCCCUAUCUCUGCACAGAGUGUGGAAAUGGCUUCCCCAGUAGUUCUGAGUUGGUUGUACACCAGAAAAUCCACACUGGGGAGAAACCUUAUGAGUGUAAUGAGUGUGGAAAAGCUUUUGCUGUUAAGUCAACAUUAAGUCGGCAUCAGAGAAUCCACAGGGGAAAGAAACCACACGAGUGUCUCAAGUGUGGGAAAACCUUUAGGACUUCCUCCCAGCUACAUCAUCAUGCGUGUGCUCACCCUAGAGAGAGGCCUAUCCUGGACCUCGGUUCCAUUGGCCUCCCAACAUUUUUUACCCCCUUUUCGUGGUAAUUCCUGCCCUGCUUUUUUGUAAAGCCACU
Messenger RNA from Zalophus californianus (California sea lion), 1127 nucleotides. RefSeq names its product zinc finger protein 19. Gene Ontology annotation, biological process: regulation of DNA-templated transcription. NCBI's taxonomy places the organism in Eukaryota, Metazoa, Chordata, Mammalia, Carnivora, Otariidae. The record is from RefSeq and is a predicted model, not a curated record.